AACCUCUUCUGCAGAUAUUUCCGCGUUUGAUACCGAUUUUGUGAGUUUUGCGAUAAGACUUUCACUCACUUCUGAGGCACGAGUGCAUUGGAGAAUUGAGCGGAAAAGGGUGUUGUUCUUGUGACGAAGAGUGCAAUGGAUCAGCUUGAGGAUGGUGGCGGAAGUCCGUACGCCAGAAGAUUUCCAAAUGUGGACAAGUUCACCUUCGAGUUGCGCGCAGAAGACGAAAUCCAUAAACUUGAUCUUGAGCAGCGUUUUACGCUGCGCAAAUCGUUCCAAUCCGCGCCCAACAGUCCGUACGCAAAGCGUCGCAACCAGGAGGAGGCCGGGAUUGAGUUGCAGGAUGUGCAAGUGGAGCAGAAGCCUGAGAGUGUGAGUUCAGAGGAGGAUCUGGACACAGUGCAGAUGGAUGGAGAGUCUCAUCAGCUGCCCGUGGCGCUCGUGCGGCGGCCGAGCAUGCAGAGUCUGCGACAGCGGCGGGAUCCUCUCUACCAAGGCACCAGAUCCAGGCGGACGAAGAGAGUGAUUCACAGGAAUGGCAAGACGAACGUGACCUUCCAUAAUAUUCCUCAGCGAUCGGCGCGAUUCUUCAAGGAUUUCGUGACGACGCUGAUUGAGGAGCAGUGGCGCUACACCUUGGCUCUCUUCGCCUUCACCUUCUUCUUCUGCUGGAUCCUCUUCGCGAUGCUAUGGUACUUGAUAGCCUACGCCCACGGAGACCUCAGCUUCGAUCCGGAGACCGGGGAGCGCCUAGGCGACGGGGAGAGGCCGUGCAUCAUGGAAGCCACUUGCAUGGCCUCGUUCCUGCUGUUCAGCAUUGAGACUCAGGUGGGCAUCGGCUUCGGCACGCGCUUCCCCACUGAGGAGUGCCCUGAGGCGCUCUUCUUGAUGGUCGUGCAGCUGAUCCUCAGCGUGGCCAUCGAGGGCGCCAUGGUGGGCAUCGUGUACGCCAAGAUGGUGCGCCCCACGAAGGCGAGCUCAGUGGAGCUCAAGUUCAGCCGCAAGGCUGUGAUCUGCUGCCACGACGGCAAGCUGUGCCUCAUGUUCCGCGUGUGCGACACACAAGAGAGCCACGUGAUCGGGACGACGAUAAAGGGCUUCUGGCUGGAAGCGGGGAAGUCUCGAGAGCACACUCUGGCUCUGGAGGACUUGGGCCAUCUCUUCCUCAUCUGGCCAACGACAGUUGUGCACGUGAUUGACGCGAAGAGCCCACUGUACGAUGUCUCUGCACGGGAUCUGCUGAACAAGCACUUCGAGAUCGUGGUCACAAUGACGGGCGGAUGUCGGUCCACGGGACAGCUGACACAGACGCGCACUUCGUACCUGCCCAGGGACAUUCUCUGGGGCCACAAGUUCGACCACCUGCUGACCUACAGCCACGAGAGUGAGGCUUACGUGGCGGAUUACGAGAAAUUCGACUCGCUGACCCAGAUCGACACUCCUCUGUGCAGCGCCAGGCGUCUCGAGGAGAUCUUCGCCGAGGUCACCAACAUGAUGCAUCACGAUUUUUACGCCAGCCAUAGCCAUAUCCGGCGCAUCAGCGAGGGAUCGUGGGAGGGCAGCGAAGACUCCCCGCCGAUCAUGUUCGACGCCGCACGCCACAAUUCGCAUCCUGAUUUGAAGAGCAUCUAAUUGUGGGGCAAUUAGACAAUUUACACAAGUCUUUCGGUAAUUUACUAGCGACAGCGAGCAAAUAACGCCUGAGGCCAUUCGACAGAGAGACACUGGGUAAUUGAGUUUAUUUGCCCAGGGCGAUGAUGAAGUAUUCAUGACUGGGAUUAUAGAGAGAGAGAGGAUCACUUGUGAGUGCAUUGUAAUAAAGC
Messenger RNA from Phlebotomus argentipes, 1823 nucleotides. RefSeq names its product ATP-sensitive inward rectifier potassium channel 1 (gene Irk3). Gene Ontology annotation, cellular component: plasma membrane. Gene Ontology annotation, biological process: regulation of monoatomic ion transmembrane transport; potassium ion import across plasma membrane. The coding region runs from base 136 to 1632 and encodes 498 amino acids. Gene Ontology annotation, molecular function: inward rectifier potassium channel activity. The transcript has 2 exons. NCBI's taxonomy places the organism in Eukaryota, Metazoa, Arthropoda, Insecta, Diptera, Psychodidae. The record is from RefSeq and is a predicted model, not a curated record.